UUUUCAGGCGAGACGGUGACGUCACGCGGCAGCAAAUAAUGGCGUACUUAGCAACACUUUGAAAAUGCUAGCUCCCCGCAGCUAACGCAAAAAAAGCCAAUUUAAAGUAGUUGCUGGCGUGUAGGGCGCUCGUCUGCUCGUUCGCAGCCGCCAAACUUUGAGUUUAGUCAUGAAGUGCUCUGUCCCUUUAAGGUCUCUGAGCUCGGCUGUUUCGUAUUGAUCAAUCCUCCAUUUUCCAACACAGCGGCGGCAGCGCUAACACAGCUCCGGCAGCGAGCGAGCAGAGCCACCCCUCUACCUGGAGAGGAAGCCCGCGGCCGGGGGCAGUCAUGGCCGCGAACAUGUACCGGGUCGGAGAUUAUGUUUAUUUCGAGAACUCGUCCAGUAACCCACUGCUGAUCAGGAGGAUAGAGGAGCUGAACAAGACAGCCAAUGGGAACGUGGAGGCCAAAGUGGUGUGUUUUUACCGACGCAGGGACAUCUCCAGCACACUCAUCGCCCUGGCAGACAAACAUGCAAGAGAGCUGGAGGAGGAAAUGGAGAAUUCAGAGAUGGCGGACCUUCCCGAGAAACAGAAGCACCAGCUCAGACACAGAGAACUGUUCUUGUCCCGUCAGCUGGAGUCUUUACCUGCCACACACAUCAGGGGCAAGUGCUGUGUGACGCUGCUCAACGAGACCGAAGCCCUCAAGUCCUACCUGGACAGAGAGGAUGCCUUCUUCUACUCGCUGGUGUAUGACCCUCAGCAAAAGACUCUGUUGGCCGAUAAGGGGGAGAUCCGCGUUGGCAACAAGUACCAGGCCGACAUCACCGACCUCCUGACAGAAGGUGAGGUUGAUGGCAGAGACUUGGAGAAACUAGAGGAGAAGGUGUGGGACUCCAGCAGCUCCCUGACAGAGAAACAAAUUGAUCAGUUCUUGGUUGUAGCUCGGUCAGUAGGUACAUUCGCCAGAGCCUUGGAUUGCAGCAGUUCUGUCCGGCAGCCCAGCCUUCACAUGAGCGCCGCUGCAGCCUCCAGAGACAUCACCCUGUUUCAUGCCAUGGAUACCCUCCACGCCACAGGCUAUGACAUGACCCGAGCCAUCGCCGCGCUGGUGCCUCAGGGUGGGCCCGUUCUCUGCAGGGACGAGAUGGAGGAGUGGAGCGCCUCGGAGGCCAACCUGUUUGAGGAGGCGCUGGAAAAAUAUGGCAAAGAUUUCACAGAUAUCCAACAGGACUUUUUGCCUUGGAAGUCUCUGACGAGUAUUAUUGAGUAUUACUACAUGUGGAAGACAACAGACAGAUAUGUUCAGCAGAAACGAUUAAAAGCGGCCGAGGCAGAAAGCAAGUUGAAGCAGGUGUACAUCCCUAACUAUAAUAAGCCAAACCCCAACCAGCUGAGUAACAGUGUAAAGCCAGCUCUGGUGAACGGAGCGGCGGGCGCGGCGGUCCCGGCACCUCCGGGCCCGGGCCCGACCCCUGUGCUCGGCAGAGCCUGUGAAAGCUGCUACACCACCAGCUCCUACCAGUGGUACUCAUGGGGACCUCCCAACAUGCAGUGUCGCCUGUGCGCUUCGUGCUGGACCUACUGGAAGAAGUACGGAGGCCUGAAGAUGCCCACGAGACUGGACGGAGAGAGGCCUGGACCCAACCGCAGCAUGAGCGCUCACGGUUUGCCCCUACGGCACAGCGGCAGCCCCAAGUUCGCCGUGAAGACGCGACAGGCCUUCUACCUGCAGACCACCGGGCUGACGCGGAUGGCUCGCCGCCUCUGCCAGGACAUGAUCCGGCCGCGAUACCUGGCCCGGCACCCCUACCUCCCUGUCAACACCGCAGCCAUCAAGGCAGAAUGUGCCCUGCGGUUGCCAGAUGGGCCACAGAAGCCUUUGUCACCUAAACCCGUGGAUCGUAAACCUUUGGAGUCUGUGGUUCGGUAUUUAGAAGCACAUCCCCGUCCAGCCAAACCUGACCCCCCGACUCGUGGGUCCAUUUCUACAGGCAGCCUGACGCCCAUCAAAUCCUCUCCCAUCCUCAACAAUGGCUCACCCACUAUCCUGGGCAAACGCAGCUACGAACAGCACAACGGGCUGGAUGGCUCCAAAGCCAAAGCCCUGACUCCACAGUGGGACAUCAUGGCCAAACGGGUGAGCGACGCGGGGAGACCCUCGGCCUCCCAGCAGGACGAGAUUCACGAGCUGGACUGAACGCUCCGUGGGAACGACCUCUGCUGCAAAGCCCAGCAAGCAGAAGGGGCCACGAGAAGAAAAUAGCGUUUUCCAAUAAUCCAUAGCUGAGGGCAGCUUAGAGAUGCUGACAGGAGACGGGCGCGUUGGCCAGCUUUCUUCAGUCAGCACGGGUCCGUCAGACUGCUGAAGACCAGUGGAUCGAUCGGUUUGGCUGUGGUCGAUCAGAAGAUGAGCCUGACUGUACAGGACUGUGUUUAUUACUUCAAUUUCUCGUUAUUACUGUCAUCGUUAUGAUAUUGUUAUUAUAAUUUUUUGUACCAACUAUAACGCAGCUUAUUGUUUGUCGAUCAAACGGUGGAACUUGUGAAGUUCCAUGAGAAUUGCUUGGGGAGCCCUGUGGCAAUGGGGUGGAAGGACUGUAACAUAAGCCACUCGCAUCAUCUUUGUUCGUUUGUUUUUUUAACAAGUUAAGUUCACCAAGGAGACGCACUUUCAUUUCAGCAACACGAGUUAACUCCUUGUCUUUUGUUUAAAUGAAUUUGAACGCUUUAUGGGGAAAUCUUGUGUUUUUGUGAGCCGGCCCUGCUCUUUGGCCAGAGAGGUUUAACUUAUUGAGGAAGACUUGUUUUUUCUACCUUUUUCACAAGUAAUGCAUCUAUGCUUCGAUAAUGUAAUUAAAAAAGAUCAUUGAUUUUC
Molecule: messenger RNA, 2861 nt
Organism: Betta splendens (Siamese fighting fish)
Lineage: Eukaryota; Metazoa; Chordata; Actinopteri; Anabantiformes; Osphronemidae
Gene: mta1
Product: metastasis associated 1
Exons: 18
Coding region: 330-2183 (617 amino acids)
Biological process (GO): response to ionizing radiation; double-strand break repair; negative regulation of transcription by RNA polymerase II
Cellular component (GO): NuRD complex; nucleoplasm
Molecular function (GO): chromatin binding; histone deacetylase binding; sequence-specific DNA binding
Source: RefSeq, a predicted model, not a curated record